Molecule: messenger RNA, 2822 nt
Organism: Mustela erminea (ermine)
Lineage: Eukaryota; Metazoa; Chordata; Mammalia; Carnivora; Mustelidae
Gene: FAM110C
Product: family with sequence similarity 110 member C
Exons: 2
Coding region: 586-1551 (321 amino acids)
Biological process (GO): positive regulation of cell migration; regulation of cell projection assembly
Cellular component (GO): cell cortex
Molecular function (GO): alpha-tubulin binding
Source: RefSeq, a predicted model, not a curated record
ACCGCCGGUCCCGCUGCCCUACCCCACUCCGGAAGUGCCAGCGUCCAGCGGUGACCCAGGGCAGCCCUGGCGGGGAGGAGGCGGCUGAUACCUGGGGCUGAACCAGCUCGGGAGUUCCCGGCUCCUCCGCCCUGGGGCACAGCCCGGGCUUUCCCGCGCCGCAGAGCCCCUCCGGGUUGCGCGGCGCCCUAGCGCGGUCCGCCCCGCCGUCCCCCCGGAGCCUGGCUGCUCCGCCGCGAGCGGGGGGCGGGGGCGGGAACCGGGCGCCCGGACCCGGCGGGAGGUGAGAGGCGGGGCCGGGCGGGAGGUAGGGGUGGAGCCCGGCGAGGGGGCGGUGCCGAACCCGGAGCUGUGCCGGGAAGGAGGUGAGGGCGCGCGGGGAGGAGCCGGGGGCGCGGUGGGUGGGGGGUGCUGGGGCGGGUCGCCGAUAGGUGCGGACUCGGGUUAGCCAGACUCUGGACCUGGGCCGGCUGGCGCGAGCGCCCUUCCCCAGCCCGCGCGGACUUCGGAACUGGCCCAAGACGCGCAGGAGCCGCCGGCGGAGCGCGUUUCCACGGGACGCGGAGCACCGGCGGAGCCCCGAGGAUGCGAGCCCUGCCAGCCUUGGACGCGCCCCAGAACGAGCGACUGCUGACCCGGGACCCCGCGGCCGUCAGGGUCCGGGACGCGGCGGGGCCAGCACGCAGGAGCGCCGUGGAGAGGCUGGCGGCCGACCGCGCCAAGUACCUGCGGGGCCCUCCGAGAGCCGGCGCGGGGCCCGCGGCCGCGGGCAGCAACCCCGAGGCGAGCGAAGGGACCGCGGGCGAUCCUCGGCCUCCGCCUCGCGUCGCCGGUGCCGUGGCGCGCAGGGCCAUAGCUCGGAAGCCGCUGAGGCCCGACUCGCUGAUCAUCUACCGGCAGAAAUGCGACUUCGUCCGAGGCCAGGGCGCCGACAGCUCCAGGGCGGGCCUGGUGAAGAAGCUCUUCCAAGGCCCGGGCAAGGACAAGACGUCGCUGUCCCCGGAGACGCCCCAGGUGCGAGAGGAGAUCGGGGCCAGGCGCGAGGAGCCUGCCCCGUCCAAGCCCGGCUCUGCGGCGGCCCCCGCGGCCCCCGGCGUUCCCGCGCCCCCGGCGCGCCCAGCACCUUGUGGGACGCCCACCCCAGUGCCGGCUGCGCCCCGGGAACCGGAGCUGCGAGGGUCGAGGCGCGGGGGGCUGCAGCGGUCGCAGUCAGACCUCAGCUCCCGCUACUCCGCGUCCUUGGCCGAGUGGGACACCUUCUUCCAGUUCUGCGGCCUGGAACCGGAGGUCGUGGAAGCUCUCGGGAGAGAGAACUUCUCCGCGGGGUCGGACCGCGUCACACUCAAGGUCCGCAGCGUGAGCGUCGCUACCUCCGACAGCGGCUUCUCCCGGCAGAGCGGCAGCGGCGCGGGGCUGCAGGAGGAAGGGCUGGCGGAGCAGGUGCCCAGCACCACCUCGGUGGUCGAGAGGAACGCCCGCAUCAUCAAGUGGCUGUACACCUGCAGGAAAGCCAGGGAGAAGCCGGGCCAGGCGCUGCAGGGCCCGGUGUGAUCGCUCGCGCUCUGCGGAGACCUGGACCCCAGAUACAAGACGGAGCACCCGUAGAUACGCCCUAUUAGCUGGUGGGGUAGAGCGUGUCUCAUUGUUUGCAAAGAGGCCGUGGGGGAUAGGACAAGCUGUGAUGCUCCUGACUUUCUGCUCCUUUCACUGGGACUCGCUGAGAGGCUCUCCAGUCGCCGUGUGAGCGCGCUUUAGGGGAACCAGCGGCUGAAGCAGCUAGAAGGCCGCUCUGCUCUGUCUUCAGGCGGGCCUGGGCCUUUCAGAGAGAUUUGUGUGUGGAAAGGGUGGAACCCGUUUGCCUUCUCAUAUGUAUUUGGACUGUCUGCCUCGUUUUCCCGUGUUGUCCUGCUCUGCUCUCGUGAGCCGUGGUCUGGCCUACGAGAAAGAUCACUUUUCUCACGGUCCCGUGAGUUGGAGGCAAACGGAAACUUCAAAAGUCCAGAAAAAGGCCUCAGGUAGAUGGAUGUUUCUUCUGCUGAAGAAACCAGAUAGCUGUCUUUGCUAAGGCUACUGACUUCUUUUCAGAAUUUAAAAUGCAGUAGGUACCACAGAAGCAAAGACUGUGGGGACCAGACUUUGUGGUACAACCUUGGCCUAGACUGACGUGUUGGUUCACUGCUUUUUCCUUACUCCGCAGGAAGCGAGGCUUCCAGACUGUGGGAGCUCCUUGAAGUAUGUCCUGGAUGACUGGGGACCCGGGGCCAUCCUCAGUGCCACAGGACUUGUCCCGUGCACCCAGGGGACCACACGAUUGCUGCUUUCCUGGGAAUGAAGCACCCACUGAAGAGACGUACAGAGUUCAGAAGGUUUGAGAUGCGGUGGAGAAAGAGGACCUUGGAACUUGGAAAUCAGCUGAGUUGUAGCUAUUAAGACAGCUGGAGCUUGGGGAGGUAGUUUCUUGUUUGAGGCGGAUCUGGUCUUGCUCCCAGAGGGCAGCAGAGGAGGGAAGCCUUCUUCGAAAUGUUUUCAGGGCUCUCUGUUUGACUGGCUUGGUGACAAAGAGGUACCAUGAUGCAUUGUAAUGAUAUUUAAAUUGAUUCUAAAAAGAAAAAGAAGUCCAAGAGUAGGAAAGCCAAGCAUGGAUACCAUAGCAUUUACUGCUUUUCAUCAGUCUGGGCUGUUGGGCUCCAAUUAAACCAAAGUUCUGUAGCCGUGAGAAGAUGUAUUGUACUUCAGCAGUGUGGGUAGCGGAGAGUAAACACAGUCACAUGCUCUCAUGGACACCUCCGUUCUGAGCAUCACUGCCACCGAAACUGCAGAAU